UUAAACCACUCCGGCUCCCCUCCUCCAUCCCGUCUCUCCCGCUUCCACAGACCGAGUUUCAAAAUACAUAUCCCGAGCCUUGCCUAAUAGACACCAUCGAAUCCAAUCACCCUUCCAAAUACACCAGUCAACCAACAGCCAACAUGCCUCUUUCCGGUCACUGCCUCUGCAAGGCCGUCACCUACACGGUCGACAUGGACGCACCUAUCAUCACCGGCUACGACCACUGCGAUGACUGCCAGCGCCAGUCUGGCUCGACCUACUCCCUCGUAUGCGUCGUCCUCAAGGACAAACUCACCGUGAACGGCCCGGUCAAGAAGUGGGAAGGCAAGGGCUCCUCGGGCCAGUCCGUUUGGCGCUGGUUCUGCGAGGAGUGCGGCUCGCCCAUCGCCCACGACCCGGACGCCGCGCCCCCCAUCAUCGCCCUCAAGGGCGGCACCCUCGACUCCGAGAUCAAGAAGACCCUGAAGCCGGACACCGAGAUCUGGACCGCCGGCAAGCUGCCUUUCUGCCAGGAGCACCUGGAGAAGCCUUUCACCCACAUGCCGGAGUAAACGAGUUGGUGCUAAGGGGCCGGGGGUGGAGAGGGCCCGGGAUCGGUGGGCAGGCUGUGUGUAGAUGGUUUAGCUAGGAGAGCUAGCCACGGCAUCAGAAUGUCUUGGGAGGAGUGGUUAUCGGUCACAUGCGUGCAUACAAGGCCCCGCAUCAGGAAGCUAGCUAGCCAUCAUAUGAAGAAGAAAUAAAUAAACGUAAUUCUACAACAAACGAGCUGGUCGGGGCAAGUUGAAAAGCUCAUUCUUGAAGAGACGGGCG
Messenger RNA from Chaetomium fimeti, 813 nucleotides. RefSeq names its product Mss4-like protein. The transcript has 3 exons. Lineage: Eukaryota; Fungi; Ascomycota; Sordariomycetes; Sordariales; Chaetomiaceae. Gene Ontology annotation, molecular function: carbon-sulfur lyase activity. The coding region runs from base 144 to 554 and encodes 136 amino acids. The record is from RefSeq and is a predicted model, not a curated record.